This is a messenger RNA of Papilio xuthus (Asian swallowtail), 1448 nucleotides long. RefSeq names its product amnion associated transmembrane protein (gene Amnionless). Gene Ontology annotation, biological process: receptor-mediated endocytosis; intracellular protein localization. Bases 56 to 1348 code for a protein of 430 amino acids. The record is from RefSeq and is a predicted model, not a curated record. NCBI's taxonomy places the organism in Eukaryota, Metazoa, Arthropoda, Insecta, Lepidoptera, Papilionidae. Gene Ontology annotation, cellular component: endocytic vesicle; apical plasma membrane. The transcript has a single exon.
CGAAGCCACCUCCCCGUACUGCCAUUCGUUAACUAGUUUUCAUUGCAUAGAACGUAUGAAUUUCGAAAUGUUUUAUUUUCUAUAUAUUUUAAUACCUUUGUUUUCUUUUACAACACAAACGUUAGUGAAGUGGUUACCGGAUUCGAGCUUCAAUUUACCUAUUAAUUUUAAAAAUGGGGAACUUCCAUGUUCAAAACAGACAGUUAUAUUCCCCGCGAGACUCGUGGGAUCAGUGAAAAUUAAUUCUGAAACGAAUGUAAAUUCAUUUGUGUUGCCUAUCGACGGUGAAAUGGUACUGGAGGGAACUAUAAAUUUAGGUGAAGAUCCAUAUGAAACGAACUGCACAGAAGGCAAUGUGUAUUAUUUAGAAAACUCUAAAGCUUCAUGGGCGCAAGCUAAUGUAUGGAGUUCGUCAAAGUUUAAUAAGGCCACGCCUGACGCCGAGAGAGUUCCAUGUUUUGAUGACAUCGUCGAAUUUCCGGCAAAUAUUCAAACGACAGUCACACUCCCUGAAUUACUACAACACGUGAGAUAUAUACAAGUUGGAGAUCGGCAAUUCACAAGCACCACAAAAUUUCAUGACCAUGUUAUCACCGGAUCUGAUGAACCGAUACAGUUCAUUUUAAAUACAUUAUACGGUGUAGGAUUGGUCAUCGGGGAUACGCAGUGUCAGUCAAGAUCUGGCUGCCCGUGUCAAGAUAACUUUUUACAAAUUGACUGCUCGUCGAAAUACUGCCCGGUACCUACUUGCGUCCAUCCAAUCAAACCUAUCGGACAUUGCUGUAAAAUUUGUGGUGGUUAUAUUUCAUUUGAUAUCACCAAGAGUUUUGAUAUGAUGGAGUUUAAAGAACUAGUAGAAAAGAUAGUGGAAAGUUAUGGAAGAGAUAAUUUGGAGUAUCACAUUGGGAGAUUACCAAACGACAAAGUGCAACUUGUGAUAGUUGAUAAGGACGAAUAUGAUGGUACAAGUGCAGAGGUACUCCACACGAUUGAUUACAAUAUUAAGGAACAUUGGGUUGAAGGUACUAAGUAUGCACUAAUAAGUGGGAGCCCUCUUUCAAAGGCUGGAUUGGGUGGGAAAAUUUUCAUAUCAGUGUUCUUUUUAGUUGUCUGUACGAUGGGUAUGAUAUAUGUUUAUUAUUAUAAAGUACCAGAAAUCAGAUACCCUAUGUUGGGACGGAGCUUGCCGACAUUCUUGGCGAGAAUUCAAAGGCGAAGUGAUAGUGUAGUAUCGCUGACCAGACGGGAUUCUGUGAUGACGAGUACUAGGAGAACAGCGUUCAGAAAUCCUUUAUACGAUUCUAAAAGGGGGCGUGUACAAGUUGAUGAGGAGGUUACGUCGCAAUAAUUGGAACAAAUUGAUUUCUUUCGUAUUAUUUUAUAAUGUCAUGUGCUAAUGAUUUAUUUUUACUGAUAUCCGUGCAAAUUUACCUUUACUUUCCUUUACG